Molecule: messenger RNA, 1101 nt
Organism: Closterium sp. Naga37s-1
Lineage: Eukaryota; Viridiplantae; Streptophyta; Zygnematophyceae; Desmidiales; Closteriaceae
Source: the annotation of a GenBank genome assembly
AUGCCGGGAACCAGCUGGAUUGACGCGCUAGUUGCUGCAGAUUGCCGACUCGAGAUCUGCACGGCGAGCAAGACGAUUCUGUCGGUGGACGACAUCCUGCAGCUCAUCGGCGACAGAUGCGACGGCGUCAUUGGCCAGCUGACGGAGGAGUGGGGCGAGCGGCUGUUUGCGGCGCUGGCGCGCGCGGGGGGGCGGGCGUACAGCAACAUGGCGGUGGGGUUCAACAACGUCGACGUGGACGCCGCCACGCGCCACAGCAUCAGCGUCGGCAACACGCCCGGCGUGCUCACGGAGACGACGGCGGAGCUGGCGGCGGCGCUGACGGUGGCGGCGGCGCGGCGCGUGGUGGAAGCUGAUUACUUCAUGCGCGCGGGGAAGUACGACGGCUGGCUGCCUACCAUGUUCAUCGGCAACCUGCUCAAGGGGCAGACGGUGGGCAUCAUCGGCGCGGGGCGCAUUGGCAGCGCCUAUGCACGCAUGAUGGUGGAGGGCUUUAAGAUGAACCUCAUUUAUUACGACCUGUACCAGUCGAAGCGGCUGGAAGAGAGUGUCUCCGCCUAUUCCUGCUUCCUCCAAUCACAGGGCGAGCCGCCGGUGACAUGGCGCAGAGCGUCCAGUCCCGAGGAGGUGCUGCAGGUUGCUGACGUGGUGUCGCUACACCCUGUACUCGAUAAGACCACCUUCCACCUGCUGGACGAGAGACGGCUCAACAUGAUGAAGAAGGACGCCAUACUGGUGAACUGCAGCAGGGGGCCGGUGGUGGAUGAGGUGGCGCUGGUGAGGCACCUCAAGGCCAACCCCGCCUUCAGAGCCGCUCUCGACGUCUUCGAGGACGAGCCGCUGAUGAAGCCGGGUCUCUCCACGCUCCCCAACGUGGUGGUGGUGCCGCACAUCGCCUCCGCCUCGCAAUGGACGCGCGCUGGCAUGGCUGCCCUCGCUGCUCUCAACGUCGCUUCACAGCUACAGGGCUACCCCGUGUGGCACAACCCCAACGAUGUGCUGCCCUUCCUCGACCCCACCCACCCGCCGCCCAAGGCGUGCCCCAGCAUCGUCAACGCCAAGCAGCUAGGCCUGCCCACAACCACUCCUUCCAAGCUGUGA